Sinocyclocheilus anshuiensis is the source of this 1344-nucleotide messenger RNA. RefSeq names its product tripartite motif-containing protein 16-like. The record is from RefSeq and is a predicted model, not a curated record. NCBI's taxonomy places the organism in Eukaryota, Metazoa, Chordata, Actinopteri, Cypriniformes, Cyprinidae. Bases 1 to 606 code for a protein of 201 amino acids. The transcript is spliced from 3 exons. Gene Ontology annotation, molecular function: protein binding.
AUGAGGACCCAUGGACCCAUCCCACCCAGUGUGGACAAUGGAGAACAUUUAAGAAUCACACCAGGACUGAGAAAAUAUGCCUGUAAUAUCACACUGGAUCCAAACACAGCACACACUCAACUUGUGUUGUCUGAUGAGAAGAGGAAGAUUAUACAUGUGACAGAACCGCAGCCGUAUCCUGAUCAUCCAGAGAGAUUUGAUAGCUGUGAGCAGGUUCUGUGUGUUGAGAGUCUGACUGGACGCUGUUACUGGGAGGCUGAAUGGAGUGGGAAGGGUGCUGAAAUAGUAGUGUCAUAUAAAGACAUCCGGAGGAAAGGAGUGAGUGAUUGCUGGUUUGGAUACAAUGACAAAUCCUGGAGUCUGUACUGUUGUGCCAAUGAAUUCACUAUCUGGCACAGUAAUGUGAGCAAUAAUAUACCCUUUCCUUUAUUCUCUAAUAGAGUAGCAGUGUAUGUAGAUGUGUCUGCCGGCACUCUGACCUUCUACAGCGUCUCUGACACACACACACUCACACACUUACACACAUUCAACACCACAUUCACUGAACCCCUCUAUGCUGGAUUUGCAGUUUAUGCUGAUUCUUCAGUGUCUCUUUGUCAGAUUUAACAACUUGCUGCGAGAAACAUCUGAGACAUCACAAACAAGCUCUCACUUUUCCCAGCAGUCACAUUUUUUCCUCUGUUUUUGUAAAUUAAACAACUAACGCAGUGCUUCAAUCCUGGUCCUGGAGACCCAUCACUCUGCACAUUUUCUUUCCCCCUUACUUGAUUCAGAUCAUCAGCUCAUUAGGAGAGAGCUCCAUUAACUGAGUGUGUUAGAUAAGAGAGACAUACAACAUGUGCAGAGCAUUGGGUCGUCAGGACCAGGAUUGAAAACCACUUAAUUUAAAACUAAAAAUGAAGGUUUUGUUGCUUUAGCUUAUAUAUAUAGGUCAUCUACAUGCUAGUGUACAUUUGAAUGUUGUCCAAACCUGUUUGUUUUUACAAAAUAUAUCUAUACAAAUACUAUCAUAUUGAAAGGGUGUGUGUGCACAUCCAAGGACUUUGUAAGUGCAUAAACACAUCAACAUGUUUCUGUUUUGUUGGAGACUCAUACAAAUUGCUGGCCACUGGGAUCUUGAGAAUACAGAUGAUUGUUAAUCCAGAAGUAUGGCGAGUAAAGCUGGAGUAUAUUUAUGAAUUGUUCACACUAGAGGAAGGUUUUUGAUGCCAGGAUUGAUUAACUCAGGAACUGUUAGGUUAGGGGAAAAAAAAUAAAAAUCACCACAUUAAAGCAUGUAAGUGUAAAAGUUAAUCAUUUAAAUAAUAUCUGAGAAAAUCUUUUUUUGUUUGUUUUUUUUUGUUU